AUGUCGCUCAACACGUUCACGCUGGUGCUGUGUGUCGUGUUCGACCCGAAGACGCACCCACUGCCAGACGAUUUCCGCAUCGAUGGCGAUAAUGACAACGAAGCGGCGAUAGAGAAGGCUGCCAAGAGUCCUAGCUGCAAGGAAGACAGUGCGCUCCCCAGUCCGGUCUUCGAAGCUAUGCACUCGCCUCUCGAAUGCAUCCAAGUGUCCAACAUGGGCGAGAUGCUGGCUGAGACCUCUGCUGGGCCGGUGUAG
This is a messenger RNA of Phytophthora sojae, 255 nucleotides long. RefSeq lists its product as hypothetical. Lineage: Eukaryota; Oomycota; Peronosporomycetes; Peronosporales; Peronosporaceae. The record is from RefSeq and is a predicted model, not a curated record. The transcript is spliced from 2 exons. The coding region runs from base 1 to 255 and encodes 84 amino acids.